AUGGGGGAGUGGGCGUUCCUAGGCUCGCUGCUGGACGCCGUGCAGCUGCAGUCGCCGCUGGUGGGACGCCUGUGGCUGGUGAUCAUGCUGAUCUUCCGCAUCCUGGUGCUGGCCACGGUGGGCGGCGCGGUGUUCGAGGACGAGCAGGAGGAGUUCGUGUGCAACACGUUACAGCCGGGCUGUCGCCAGGUCUGCUACGACCGCGCCUUCCCGGUGUCCCACUACCGCUUCUGGCUCUUCCACAUCCUGCUGCUGUCGGCGCCGCCCGUGCUGUUCGUCAUCUACUCCAUGCACCAGGCCAGCAAGGAGGGCGGUGGGCCCCGGGUUGCCCCUCCCUGCGUACAGCGACCUGUGAUGGUGUUCCUUCUGAAGGAGCUCACAUCAACCGAAGUUCCCAACCCUGUAGAUCUGUACACGCACACAUCCCCACGCCAAGCACAUGGCAGGGCCCCAGAUAGUGAUGGAGUGGAGCCCAUCAUUGAUAUGAAAAAGUAUUAA
Dipodomys ordii (Ord's kangaroo rat) is the source of this 498-nucleotide messenger RNA. It is a transcript of the gene Gjd3, whose product is annotated as gap junction protein, delta 3, 31.9kDa. NCBI's taxonomy places the organism in Eukaryota, Metazoa, Chordata, Mammalia, Rodentia, Heteromyidae. Gene Ontology annotation, biological process: cell communication. The record is from RefSeq and is a predicted model, not a curated record. The transcript has 3 exons. Gene Ontology annotation, cellular component: connexin complex. The coding region runs from base 1 to 498 and encodes 165 amino acids.